Molecule: messenger RNA, 1740 nt
Organism: Paralichthys olivaceus (Japanese flounder)
Lineage: Eukaryota; Metazoa; Chordata; Actinopteri; Pleuronectiformes; Paralichthyidae
Gene: rpz4
Product: rapunzel 4
Source: RefSeq, a predicted model, not a curated record
GGAAGGAGGCUCACACAACUUUUUCCUCCACCGCCCAACUUUUUUUUUUUGUGUGUGUGUUUCUGUGACUGGGUGUGACUCUGCUCUGUAACGUGAGAGCCACGUGACCAAUAGGAAGACAAACACUCUGGAAGUCUGUAGUUCUUCCGCAAACUCUUCAAGUUUGUACCGUGUGGUGAGAGGAGCAGGCGAGCGGCCCACAGUCCAGCAACACUUCCACAGAACUAAUCAGCCUGAGCGACACCAGCGAAGAUGGCAGACCAGCUGCAGAAGCUUGUAGCAGAGAGGAAGGACAUGGUGGAGACUGUGAUGGAGGUGUUCGAGCAAGGAGCCGAAGUGGUGGCCAGUAUCGCGGGUGACCUCUUCCCCGUUUUCUCCAUCGCCGCUCCGAUCGUCAAACUGGCUCUGGACAAUGUGGAGAGCAAAGAGGCCGCGUUCAUGAAGGAGCAGUUUCAGAAAGUUCGGGAGCGUCUGGAGGUGGUGUCUGAGGAGAUUAAGCGGAUCAACGACGAGAUCAAGAAGAGCGGAGUGGAUACUGCGUAUUUCUCACUGGAGGAGAACAUCACCAACCAGUUCAGGAAGUACAUGGACAUCCUUAACGCCAAACCCAAGUUCAGAGAAGUCAAGAAGAAGCUUUUCCUGGACCAUUUUGCCAAGACGGGGGGCGACAAAAACCUUAACACCCUCUACAACGUUGUGACUGGAAAUAACUUCUCCGGGGAGUCUGUGCUGGAGAUCACCCUGAACUACGAGGGGAAAAGUCGCCGGGCGGUGGAGGACUUCUGCGCCAGACUAAAGAAGCUUUUCUGCAUCGGACUAAUCGCUCUGUUGGGCCACGCCGCUCUGAAGGGAUACGACGAGGAGGAUGCACUUCUGAAAGACUGGGGUGAGAAGAUGAACACUGUCCAAGGUAAAAUGAACGCUGUGAUCGAAGACUGCAUCGUCAGCUUCCCCAAACAGGCCGAGCUGGAUUCCCGUCAGCUGGUGAGAGACCAGUCCCACUUGACCAGCCAGGAGUUAGCUGAUGCUAUCAUAGAGAAACUGAAGAAGAAGUACGACUGGGUCGGCUGGUCCGUGCGCGUGUUCAAGUUGCCUUCGGGCCUGUUCGCCAACAAGAAGGAUUUCCACUGCCCAACGGGGAAGAGUCGCUUCCAGGUCCCUUCAUCGGAUGAGAAACUCAAUGUCUGGGUGUCCUACAGCUCCUCGUCUGAGCCUGUGGACGGGAGCCGCAUCCAGCAGCUGAUCCAGAGUCAGAAGAAGGUCACGGUGAAGGGUGUAGCUGAGUUCCUGUUCGAGACGUUACCCGGCGACUGCGUGGUCCACACGGUGAAAACCAGCAAGGACCUGGCCUGCUCCUGGAGCUUCAGCGACGAGCUACACUACUGGGAGGAGCACAAGAACUUUUUCGUCUGCGUUCACUCCGCUUAAAGUUUCAGAUGCUCAAAAAACUCUCGAGUCACUAAUUCUGCUUCAUGUUUGCACAGAUGUAUUCACUGAGUAUGCCGCUGCCUCUCAUGUUACACACUAUGUGCCUUAAAAACACCUCUCUGUCUUUUCUAAGUUCAUCUUUUCUACUUUUCUAAGAAUGUUUGUUGUUAGUUUCUUGCAGCGAUCGGGUGCAAACACCACAAACCGACAGUCCUUUUCUUUUUCACAUUUCUGUUUUGCUUCUUUCUCAAAAGAACUAAAAGAGCGUUGUCCUCUUUUUGGACACUAGAACAAAGCUCGAUUGUAUUUUCG